ACGAACAGGAAGGAAAUCAGAAAAUCAUAAUAUCCCUUACGCGUGUUCCAAACCAUGGCUCACGCAUGUUGGUCAACACCUGUUAAUGUCUUCUUCCUUAUAAACAUUUGCCCUCUCAAUCUCAUUACCCACUGAAAUUGCAAGUUGAUACAUACAGACUCUCAUUCUGCCAUGGCCAAGCUCUUUUUGAUUACUAUUAUCACACCGUUUCUUCUCCGCUUCUGCUGCGGAUGUAUUGAGAGGGAAGCCCAUGCGCUCCUCCUCUUCAAAGCCGGUCUAAAUGACUCUGCAGAUGUACUCAGUUCGUGGGGGGAGAAAGGAAGAGAUUGCUGCUUCUGGUACGGCAUUUCCUGUGAUAACACCACUCAUCAUGUAGUUGGUGUUGAUAUUACAGGAUUUUCUCUCUCAGCUGAAAUGGAGGGCGGUGUCAUAUCUGAGAGCUUGUGUACCCUCUCUUUUGUUGCAACCAUACGCCUAUCUGGAAUGGGAUUAACAGGUGCGAUUCCUCCCUGCUUCAGAAAACUCUCUUCUCUUGCACUACUAGAUUUAUCUUACAACAGUUUGAGUGGGAACAUUCCUCCUCUAUCUAAUCUCUCUUCUCUUAUAAGCCUAGAUCUUUCUUUUAAUCAACUCACAGGAAGCAUUCCCUCCUCUCUUUCUGAGCUCUCUUCUCUAACCAUCCUAUAUCUUUGUAGGAAUCAACUCACAGGAAGCAUUCCCUUGGUUCUCUCCGAUCUCUCUUCUCUAACUAGUUUAUAUCUCUAUGAAAAUCAACUCACAGGAAUCAUUCCCUCUUCGCUUUCUAAUCUCUCUUCCCUAACUAGCAUAGAUCUUUCUAAUAAUCAACUUGGAGGAAACAUUCCCUCCACUCUCUCUAAUCUAUCUUUUCUAACUAGUCUAUAUCUUUCAAUGAAUCAACUCACAGGAAGCAUUCCCUCCUCUCUUUCUAAUCUCUCAUUACUAACCAACCUAGAUCUUUCUGUCAAUCAACUCACAGGAAGUAUUCCGUCCUCUUUCUCUAAGCUCUCUUCUCUAACAAGCCUAUAUGUCUAUGAGAAUCACCUCUCAGGAACGAUACCCUCCUCUCUCUCUAAUCUUUCUUCCCUCAUUAGCCUAUACCUUAAUGAAAAUCACUUGAGUGGCUGUAUUCCAGAUUCCUUGGGCAAUCUCUCUUCACUGCAAUUGAUGUAUUUAUCCAACAACCAACUGAAUGGAAGUUUUCCCUCCUCAUUUUCAAGGCUUUCCUCCCUUACCGUUGUCCAUGCUGAUGGGAAUCUAUUCAACCAGAGUAUUGCUUCCUCAGUACUACCCACCACACUUAAAUUUCUUUCUCUAUCACUAAACGGCCAUCAUGUUGUUUUAGAGGCUUUCUUACAAAACCUUAGCAAAUUACAGAUAUUGUCCUUAUCCAAUUGUGUAAUUAACAGCAGCACCGCAUGGAAUCCCUUAUUCCCGACAUUUAGCAAAUUAGAGAGAUUGUAUUUAUCGAAUUGUGUUCUCAACAUGAGCACCACAUGGAUUCCCCCAUUUCAGUUAACAUUUUUAUACCUGACAUCAUGUAAGGUGGAUGGUCAAAUCCCUUCAUGGAUUUCGACUCAAUUUUCACUUAAAGCGUUGCAAAUAGCUGACAGCAAUCUUGUUGGAGAGAUUCCCUUUUGGCUAUUGGAUAUGCCGAGCCUACACUACAUCAAUCUCACAGCAAAUCAUCUGCAAGGUCAUCUGUUGCUAAAUACUUCAGCUUGGAAGGCAAUACAAGUCUUGGAUGUCUCUAACAAUGCAUUGUCUGGACAUAUGCCACCAAUUUGGCCACCUCAUUUACAAGUAUUGUUUCUCAAUGACAAUUUGCUGACAGGAAAUAUUCCUCCAAGCAUGCGGGUUAGCUCUUCAUUGCAAAUGUUGAAUUUGGCAAAUAACCAUUUGAACGGAAUCAUCCCUCCAGGCUUAGCCAAUUGUUCCAAGCUUCAUAUUUUGAAUUUGGGGAAUAAUAAUUUGAGGGGUGUGAUACCAUCUGAGUUUGGUCAGCUAAGUCAAUUGCAAUCACUAGUUAUAAAGAAUAACCUGCUGAAUGGAGCACUGCCACCCUUAAUAUCAAACUGCACAGAAUUACUUUUUCUAGAUAUUGGGCAAAACCUUUUGAAAGGCCAUAUUCCGAAGUCAAUAGGAAACCUGUCAAAGUUACAAGUCUUAGCAAUGAGGAAAAAUAAUUUUGAAGGUAGGAUUCCUUUAGAAAUUGGGCAGCUGAAGUACCUCCAAAUCCUGGACCUUUCAUCAAAUCAUCUAUCAGGGUUUAUACCAGAGAGUAUUUUUAAUUUGCAGGCAAUGUUAAUAGAGCCACAACAGGGAUUUAUCAUAGUUCAAAUGUAUUCAGAUCUCAGUUAUACCACAGAGUUCAUGUAUGAGGAUGAACUGAAUAUGAACUCUAAAGGCAGAGAUGAGCAUUAUCCAUAUAUUUUUUCUACAAUGGCAUCCAUUGACCUCUCCAACAAUCAAUUGAAUGGUAAUCUUCCUACUGAUUUAGGGAAGUUGAAAGGCCUAAUGUUGCUCAACCUAUCCAUGAAUAAUCUCAAUGGUACAAUUCCAGAUAGUAUUGUACAAAUGAGUUGGCUCGAAUCGUUAGACCUUUCUGCAAAUCAUUUUUCUGGACAAAUUCCAUGGGAGAUUGGAUCUUUGAGCUACUUGGGAGUCCUGAAGUUAUCCAACAACAACCUUUCUGGUAGUAUACCACAAGGAGGACACAUGGCAACAUUUUCAAAAUCUUCAUAUGAAAGAAAUCCAAAUUUAUGGGGAUGUCCACUCCCAAAGAAUUGCUCUUGGCCAGAAUUUGCUCCUGCUCCUCCUUCCAUUUAUGCAUCUCCCAAUGAAGAAGAACAUGAUGAGGAAAGUUUGUGGUACUGGAUUGGAGUGGGAUUGUCAUAUGGCGUUGGUUUCGGAGCUGUGGUGCUGUCUAUUGUACUAAGAAAGAGAUGGGGACAAAAAUACUUUGAUGGGGUUGAUAUGGUCUUGAAAUAUUUAUUCCCAUGGCUCCAUAAUAUGACAAUAUGAAAGGUUGUUUGUUAAGAUCUUGGAGUAAAUGAAAGGUUUUUAGUUGCUUGUUAAUAAUUUUGAGAUGGAUUGAAUAAAUUGAUUAUAGAGAUAAUGCUGGUUCUGGAUUGUGGAAAAUGAAAGGUUUUUAGUGCCCCGUAAAUAAUUUUGAGAUGGAUUGAACAAAUUGAUUAUAGAGAGAAUGUUGUUUCUAGAUUGUGGAAUCAUUGAUCAAAUUGAUUAUGC
Cryptomeria japonica (Japanese cedar) is the source of this 3267-nucleotide messenger RNA. Its product is annotated as receptor-like protein 39. Gene Ontology annotation, molecular function: protein binding. The transcript is spliced from 2 exons. The record is from RefSeq and is a predicted model, not a curated record. Lineage: Eukaryota; Viridiplantae; Streptophyta; Pinopsida; Cupressales; Cupressaceae. The coding region runs from base 172 to 3042 and encodes 956 amino acids.